Messenger RNA from Oryzias melastigma (Indian medaka), 2299 nucleotides. Its product is annotated as embryonic polyadenylate-binding protein. Lineage: Eukaryota; Metazoa; Chordata; Actinopteri; Beloniformes; Adrianichthyidae. The coding region runs from base 174 to 2141 and encodes 655 amino acids. Gene Ontology annotation, cellular component: ribonucleoprotein complex. The transcript has 17 exons. The record is from RefSeq and is a predicted model, not a curated record. Gene Ontology annotation, molecular function: RNA binding.
CGACGUUCCAGCCAGGCCUUUUCACAGCAUAAUUAAAAUAGUGAUGUGCGGUGCAGGUGUGCCGCGGUUAUAAUUAAAAAAAGAAGAAAAAAAAAACUUCACGACUGACGUGAUCCCGCAAGUUGCUGUUCCAAAAAGUCCGACGUCCACGCUUUGAAACUGUCAAACACACAAUGAACAGCAGUGGACCAGGGUAUCCUCUCGCCUCUCUGUAUGUUGGAGACCUGCACCCUGAUGUUACGGAGGCCAUGCUUUAUCAGAAGUUUUCCCCUGCUGGACCUAUCGUGUCAAUCCGUGUGUGCCGUGACAUUAUUACUCGAAGAUCUCUGGGAUAUGCCUAUAUAAACUUCCAGCAACCAGCUGAUGCGGAGUGUGCCCUGGAUACCAUGAACUAUGAUGUCAUCAAGGGGCGUCCAAUUCGAAUAAUGUGGUCUCAGCGCGACCCGGCUCUCCGGAAGUCUGGUGUGGGUAACAUCUUUAUCAAGAACAUAGAUGACUCUAUUGACAACAAGGCGCUGUAUGAUACUUUCUCAGCCUUUGGCAAUAUUUUGUCCUGCAAGGUUGUCUGUGAUGAGAGAGGAUCCAAAGGCUAUGGCUUUGUUCACUUUGAGACCCAGGAGGCUGCAAACCGAGCCAUUGAAACCAUGAAUGGGAUGCUGCUUAAUGACAGAAAAGUUGAAAAGACAGGUAAAAAGGUGGAACAUGGUAUUGUCAACCCAGAGCUCCGCUCCCUGUGGAAAAAAUGUCAGUUCUCCCAGAUUAGGUUUGUUGGCCACUUUAAGUCUCGUAAAGAAAGGGAGGUAGAAUUUGGUACCAAGGUCAUGAAGUUCACGAAUAUCUACAUCAAAAACUUUGGAGACAACUUGACGGAUGAAAAACUGAAGGAAGUUUUUUCUGCAUUUGGGAAGACCCUGAGCGUUCGAGUCAUGAAGGAUGAGAAGGGACGUUCACGAGGAUUUGGCUUUGUCAACUUUGCUCAUCAUGAAGAUGCUCAGAAGGCUGUCGAUGAGAUGAAUGGAAAGGAGAUGAAUGGGAAGAUCAUCUAUGUAGGGCGAGCCCAGAAGCGUCUGGAGCGCCAGGGGGAGCUGAAGCGCAAGUUUGACCAACUCAAACAAGAUCGCAUACAGCGUUAUCAGGGCGUCAAUCUAUACGUGAAGAACUUGGAUGAUAGCAUUGACGAUGAGAGACUAAGAAAGGAGUUUUCCCCUUAUGGAACCAUCACUAGUGCUAAGGUGAUGACUGAGGCCGGCCAAAGCAAAGGCUUUGGGUUUGUGUGUUUCUCCUCUCCAGAGGAAGCAACUAAAGCAGUAACGGAAAUGAACGGUAGAAUUGUUGCGACCAAGCCCCUGUACGUUGCUCUGGCUCAACGCAGGGAGGAGCGUAAAGCAAUCCUUACAAAUAAGUACAUGCAGAGACUGGCCACCCUGAGGACCAUGCCCAGCCCAAUAAUUGAUUCAUACCACCAGUCUGGAUACUACAUGACUGUACCGCAGCCUCCCACUCGCUCUUUCUACAACCACAAUGCUGUCACCAAUGUGAGGUCUGUCCCUCGUUGGACAGGACAACCACAGAGACCGCAGGACCCAUACUCAACCCAGAUUGUCGGUGGCCCUUUUGCUCGUCGUGGAUCGACCACAAUUACUACAGUGAAGCAGGCUUCCACUCAGGCUCCACGCAUCACAGCAUCCACACAAAAGACAAACAACAUCGGGACUCAGACUAUAGGAGGGCGUGCAGAUGUAGCUGGUGCCCUCAGAAGUGGCCAGUACAAGUAUUCAUCUGCAGUGAGAAACCCGCUGCAUGUUGUGACAGUUCCUGCACCUAUGACAAGGUCACAGGUUGUCGCUGUGCCUGUGGUGGAAUCACCUGUGCAUAUCCUCGGCCCAGAGCUGCUCACCACCUCAAUGCUGGCUGCAGCUCCACCCAUGGAUCAGAAGCAGCUUCUUGGAGAUCGACUUUACCCUCUGAUCCUUGCUCUACAGCCAAACCUGGCAGGAAAAAUUACUGGGAUGUUGCUGGAGAUCGACAACUCUGAGCUGCUGCAUAUGCUGGAGUCACCAGAGUCCCUGAAAUCCAAGGUGGAUGAGGCCAUCGCUGUCCUGCAGGCUCAUCAAGCAAAGGAGUGUUCUCCAAAGAAGUGAAGCCCUUUCAGGUGUUGCCAAGUUUCUGGUGGAAGAAAAGUUAAUAUUUGAAGAAAAAAAGCCAACUUCAUGUUAACGUUGAGGUUUUCUGAAGUCAAAUCUGUUUUGUUGUUCAAAAACUUUUGUUAGAAGAUAAAGUUUGCAGGGCAUGCAUUAAA